Varroa destructor (honeybee mite) is the source of this 1994-nucleotide messenger RNA. RefSeq names its product T-complex protein 11-like protein 1. NCBI's taxonomy places the organism in Eukaryota, Metazoa, Arthropoda, Arachnida, Mesostigmata, Varroidae. The record is from RefSeq and is a predicted model, not a curated record. Gene Ontology annotation, biological process: signal transduction.
UCCAGGCAAAGCGGCCACGACGAGGGAAAAGGGAGCGGGUUAGAGAAGAACCUCAUAAAAAACAACAACAGCAACAGCAACAACAACAAAAGCAAGUGGUGGUGUUGCUACUGCGGCAAUGCUCCUUGUUACUAGGCGUUUAUGUGUGUGUGUGUGUGUGUAUAUGGCUGUCCUUCGGCAAAUCGAGCGCUUCUCCCGUUGACUGGCGCUUUUGCCAAACCGUGCAAGCGUCGAGGCCAAUAAUUCAUGUUGUGGUGUUACCUUCUCGUACAAUUUAGUGGAAAAUAGGACCAUAUUUGUGGAUAUUUAACGUACAAUCUACGACUAUAAAAUAUUAAUAAUAUGGAUGAAAAGGAAAAAACUGGAGGGGGACGAACUCGUCAGCUAUCGGAAGGUUCUGAUGGGAGUGAACUUAAACGGACACGUUCAAGUGACGAACCUAUUGAUUCUAGUAGUGGACCAUAUGGGCGUCCUGAGUCACCGUUACCAUCCACUGCCGACGUCGCCGCUUCGCCACCCAGAUUUGUCAACAUGGACAAGCUCGUGGAGACAGUGCGCCAAGAAGCCGAGAGAAUGCGGCUUGCACACGAGAUUGCUGUCAAUGCAGAUUUUAAAUUAGAGCAGCGUAAGGAUUUGCCUGGGGGAACUAACAGUGCCUAUGCUGCUAUUCACCAAAAUAUGCUAAAAGCCUACUGGGACAUUAUCCAAGAAGAUAUUUGCAAGGAUCCACCAGUUCUCGAUAUGGUACUCAAGCUUUGUGCGGAUAUCAGGCAAAUGCUGCUAGAACUGCUACUACCUCAUCAAAACGCGAUGCGUGGUAAAAUCGAGGAUUUAUUUGAUAUCGAUCUAGUGAAGCAGCGUUGCGAACAAGCAAAAAGUAUUGAGCCUCUUCGCGAGCAUGGUCCAGCGGUGCUCGACGCUAUGCAACAAUUGUGUUGUCCUAUGCGUGAUGAAGAAAUUCAAGCAUUGCGACAAAUCGACGACACGAUACAACUCUUUCAGGGCAUCAUUCGCGUAUUAGAAGAGAUGAAACUCGACUUUGCCAACUUCCUUAUCAAACAAAUAAGACCAUUAGUUAAAGAGACGAUCCAGGAUUAUGAGAAAGAGAAAAUGAGAGAGAUCGAAGGUGCACAGAAGGUGUUGGGUGUAGAGGAUCCCCUUGUUAACACUAAGGCGUGGCUACAGCGAGCGUUUAACGACCUGUAUUCUGUAAAUCAUCAAAAACCAUCAGGCGGCGCCACUCUGCUGCAAGGCUACAUGCAGCUAGUAUUCCAGAAUCAGUAUCUGAAUGAGGAGUGGGAACUUCCUGAAUCGCUCUUAUUAGAUCGAGAUCGGAUUUUGAAGCUUCAACAGGCGUAUAUCAUUGUUACGAUUGCUUCGGCGGUCAUCAUUAUAACACAAAGCUAUGUACCAUCAGCGUUAGUUGCAUCGGCAGAAUUUAAACGCCGCCUUAAAGAGGCCUGCAUCGCCGUUUUAAAGGACGUACAGUGCACUUGUGAGUCGGAUGUUCGCGACGCUUUGCAGGAUCUUGCCAAUAAAAUUGUCCAAGAUGUUCAGCGUGAAACGAAUGGCUUAGCACUGGCAGAUGGACGUGAGGCGCUCGUCCAUGGUCAAUUGACAGAGUUGGCUAAUGUCGACCAUCCUGUACGUAAUGUUGUAUAUGGUAGAGUGGUAGCUUUUGUGACGGCAAUGGUUAAGGCAGGAGGCGGGAAAGACGUCAAGGUUCCUCCGGGUCUAUCCGCUCUCGAAACUGAACUAACCAAGCUAGCAGCGGACUUUAUUCAAAUAAUUUCCUUAAAUCGAGCCACUCAUGCAGAAAAAUACAACGCGAUUUUAACUGAUAUCUAUGAUGCAAAGAUUGUAAACUAGCACUUACUGAAUGUACAGCAACUAACUAAUAGGUUAAUUUAUGCUCAAUAUUUUAUACGGUUGAUCGCGUUCAAACAAAUUUGAAGACUGUAUGAAGAAAAAAGUAAAAUUAAUCGAUAAGUUGC